AUGACGCUCUACAUUUUCAUUUCAGGGUAUGCCGAUAUAAGGCUUGUAAACGGCAUUUCUAUCUGUGCUGGAAGAGUUGAAGUGUAUCAAGGUUAUCAGUGGAAAACAAUCUGUGAUGAUUCAUGGGAUAUCAGUGAAGGAAACAUCGUGUGCAAGGCACUGAGCUGUGGAACGGCUGUUCUAACCAACAAAAAUGCAUACUUUGGACAAGGAUCAGGAAGUAUCUGGCAGGGCAGCUUCCGAUGCUCUGGAAUGGAAACAUCUUUAUCAGAUUGCAGAUCACUGACUCUGAGUUUCUGUGACCAUUCUCAUGAUGCUGGUGUUAUCUGUUCAGGAGCAGGAAUACAGCUGAAAUUGAUUAAUUCUGUUAAAAUCAAUGAUCCCUGCCUUGGAACAGUUGCGGUGUCUGUUAGUAACAGCUGGGGAACCAUUUGUGAUAACUCCUGGGACGAGAAAGAUGCUGACGUUGUUUGCAAGCAGCUCAAUUGUGGAUCUGCAACAGCAGCAAAAUAUAAAGCUUACUUUGGAUCAGGCAGUGGAACUAUUUAUCUGAGUAAUCUUAAAUGCUCUGGUACAGAGACUUCGAUCUUUCAGUGUUCAACUGACCUGUGGGGGAAGUCUUCAUGCCAGCAUUCAAAUGAUGCUGGUGUCAUCUGUUCUGGAGCGACAUUGCCACUAAGGUUGGCUGACGGGGACACUAUGAAGUGCUCAGGAAGAUUGGAGGUAUCAGUCAAUUCUCAAUGGGGAACAAUUUGCGAUAGUUCCUGGGAUAUGAGAGAUGCAAAUGUUAUCUGUAACCAGCUGAAGUGUGGUGGUGCACUGUUAGCAAAUACUAAUGCAUACUUUGGACCAGGAACAGGAUACAGCUGGAUAAACAAUAUUAUUUGCAGUGGUAAAGAGAAAGACAUAUUUCAGUGCUCCACUGAUAAAUGGCUUCAAAACAGCUGCUUACAUUCAAGGGAUGCAAGUGUGAUGUGCACCAAGUCUGCACUCCAUGUAAGACUGGCAAAUGGUUCAAAUCAUUGCAGUGGAACUGUUCAAGUUUACAUAAAUGAUCAAUGGGGAACAAUCUGUGAUGACCACUGGGACAUGAAUGAUGCUGAUGUCAUUUGCAGACAAAUGAGUUGUGGAAAUGCUUCUCAAGCAACAAUUAAAUCACAGUUCGGUCAAGGGAAUGGGGCAGUCUGGUUAAGCCACCUUGAUUGUACCGGCAAGGAAACAUCUAUAUUUCAAUGUAAAGGUGACCCAUGGGCAAAAAAUACUUGUAGUCAUUCAAGGGACAGUGGCGUCAUUUGUACAGUAUCAAGUUCGAGUCUACAGCUGCGACUGGUCGGUGGUUUCUCCCGCUGUGCUGGAAGAUUAGAAGUAUCAGCAGGCAGUGCCUGGGGGACAGUUUGUGAUUAUUCCUGGGAUUUGCCUGCUGCUAAUGUUGUUUGUCAGCAGUUUGGAUGUGGAAAAGCAAUACUACCAUCUGUUAAUGGAUAUUUUGGAAAAGGUAAUGGCAGUGUUAAUCUGUAUGCUCCUGGAUGUAACGGCACCGAAGCAUCCCUAGAUAAGUGCCCUAACAGCUACUGGGGUCAGUAUGUCUGUGAUCAUCAGCAGGAUGCAGGAGUAAUUUGUGAAAGUAAGGACUAUUUUAUCAAGUCUUCAUUCUGCAUUACAGCUUAUUUACAGUAA
Protopterus annectens (West African lungfish) is the source of this 1677-nucleotide messenger RNA. RefSeq names its product deleted in malignant brain tumors 1 protein-like. Bases 1 to 1677 code for a protein of 558 amino acids. Gene Ontology annotation, cellular component: membrane. Lineage: Eukaryota; Metazoa; Chordata; Ceratodontiformes; Protopteridae. The transcript is spliced from 5 exons. The record is from RefSeq and is a predicted model, not a curated record.